This is a messenger RNA of Colossoma macropomum (tambaqui), 1300 nucleotides long. Its product is annotated as stonustoxin subunit beta-like. The coding region runs from base 433 to 1047 and encodes 204 amino acids. Gene Ontology annotation, molecular function: protein binding. The transcript has 2 exons. Lineage: Eukaryota; Metazoa; Chordata; Actinopteri; Characiformes; Serrasalmidae. The record is from RefSeq and is a predicted model, not a curated record.
CUGGUUAGCCCAGCAUUGUAAUUUGGCGCUAAAUAUUCCUCUGUGUGAUUUAGUGCUAACUAUCCUACAGUGUGAUUUAGAGAUAGCUAGCCCAGCAUUGUGAUUUAGCACUAAUUAUCCUAGAGUGUGAUUUAGCGCUAACUAGCCUAGCAGUGUGAUUUAGUGCUAACUAACCUAGGGGUGUGAUUUUAGUUUUAUCUGGACUGUAAGGUCUGAAGGGUGUUUUAUACCGUAAUGAUCUGUUUUAGUCUUUAUUUUAGUUUAGUUUUAUCUGGACUGUAAGGUCUGAAGGGUGUUUUAUACUGUAAUGAUCCGUUUUAGUGUUUAGUUUAGUUUUAUCUGGACUGUAAGGUCUGAAGGGUGUUUUAUACUGUAAUGAUCUGUUUUAGUCUUUAUUUUAGUUUAAUUUUGUUUUGAUAUGAAGUUUAAUGAAUGUAUAAAUGUGUGUGUUUGUUCUUCAGGGUGGAUCAUGGAGGGAAGAUCAGGAUCAAACCAAGACUGAAGAAAUAUGCUGUUAAUCUCACUCUGGAUCCAAACACAGUGGACAGUCGUCUCUCUCUGUCUGAGAGGAACAGAGAGGUGAAGUGGGUGAGAGAAGAUCAGUCGUAUCCAGAUCAUCCAGCCAGAUUUGAGUACUGGUCUCAGGUUCUGAGUGUGGAGAGUCUGACUGGACGCUGUUACUGGGAGGUUCAGUGGAGUGGAUGGGUUUAUAUAUCAGUAUCAUACAGAGGAAUCAGGAGGAAAGGAGGCAGUAAUGACUGUGUGUUUGGAUUCAAUAAUCACUCCUGGAGUCUGAUCUGCUCUAAUAAGAGAUACUCUGUCUAUCACAAUAAUCAGAGAACUGUCCUACCUGCCCCCCCCUUCCCCUCUAACAGAGUAGGAGUGUAUCUGGACUGGGGGUCCAGCACUCUGUCCUUCUACACCAUCUCACCUAACACACACACACUGACCCACCUACACACACUCACCACCACAUUCACUGAACCGCUCUACGCUGGAUUUAGAGUUUAUUAUGACUCCUCAGUGAGUCUGUGUGAGGUAGAAUAACCUGUACAGAGAGAGAGAGAGAGAGAGAGAGAGAGAGAGACAGAGAGAGAUACAGAUAGAGAGAGAGAGACAGAGAGAGAGAGAGAGAGAGAGAGAGAGGGAGUGGGGGGGUGGGGUCAGGUUGGUGAAAAUGUGUUUGUUGUUUAUCAGUUUGAUCUCAGACUGUAAAUAUGAGAGAAUUCAAACCUUUCUGUGUUUAAAUUAUUCAGAAUAAAUAAAGAGAAUAAAAUAAACUGUUUUCUCUAAAAUGUGA